UCCGCCACUCGUCACCCAACUCAGCUGACUCGCUGUAAGGGGGAACAAGUGAAGUAUAUGGAAACCCUGCAUUUAAGUUGUGGAGAGCACAUUGAUCUUUUCCCCGUUUUGGAGAUAGAAUGUGGGAAGAUAAAUUGGACGAGAGAGAGCCAGAGAUGGUGUGCAAAACUGGAGCUGAAGGUCAUGAAGAAGAUGAUGCUCUGCAUAAAGUUUUUUCUUGUCAGAAAGAUGAAGGUGGUUACAUGCUGAGAAGCAUUUUUCAAGUGCUAAAGAAGAUCGACUUUAGGGCAGACGAGAAAUCACGUACUCAUAAAGCUGCAUAAGCGCAAACUCUAGCUAGGAUGGCCCUGAAUGUGAUGUCCCCGGGAUUCGAAAUCGGAUGCAACCUGAAAUUUCAGCAGAGAUGGGAGUUCAGGAAUGGCAACGACGACUUGUCGAGCGACGACGACAAGUCCAAUUCGAGCCGUCAUCGAGCAUCAGAGAAGAACGAACUGGUCCACGAACAGAUCUCUCUAGGAGAUGACGAGUCCAGCUAUUCUAGGAGGCCUCAGGAGAAAGAACAAGCGGUGUGCCCUGAUGGAACAGAUCAGGCCAAUGAGAAAACCAAGAAGGUGAAAACUAGGCGUAAGAAGGAUAAUUCAGUAAGGGAAACAAAGAAGAGGCUAGCCAAUACCGGAGCCAGUACUAAGAAGCGAAAAGGCAUUGCUUAUGAUCCUUCCAUUGUGAGCGAGCUUCGAGCAUUCACAAAGUCAGUAGUGCAGGAGCUCGAAGAUGAAAGGAUAAAGAUGGCUGCGUGGAUGAGGGAGGAGAUCGACAAGAUGGUGUCUGGAGACGCUUCAGCGCGCACAUCGAGGAAGGACGGCACUUGCAGCGGAGACAAGACCGAACCAGCACUGAGCCAUGACCACGCGGAGAACGAUCAGAACCAGCAUAGGAAGAGCUCUGCAAAGGGUGUUGUCCUGGCUCUUCAAAGCGAGAGGCAUAAGACUCGGACGCACCGUGGACGAAACAAAAGAGAGGAAUUGCAAUCGCAGCAUCAGAACAGCAUCGAGGAGAAUGUGAAGAUGAGGGGUCGGACUCGUGUCAAUGAUGAUGCCGGAGCACAGAAGCUGAAGCCGACCAAGAAAAGGCAAAGCAAGGGCAGGGAUUCCGCGCAACCAGCCAAAAGGAAAAAGGGGUUGGAUCCCUCAACUUGUCCUAGACCAGCUGAAAAUCACGUAAGCAAUGGUCGUGGUUCGAAAUCGACGACCAACGACAAAGAAGUCCCGGGAACUAACCAGCCGAUACAAUCUUCUGAUCCCUCGAAGAGCAAUCUCCAACUCCAGCCGAGCAAACUUGACCUGAGCAAGGGUGCUCUGGAUUGGAACAUUGGGUUCCUGGAGAGACCUUUAGCAAGCAAAAUCGCACCUGACUCGAGCAAUCGCCAGGUGACUCCCGAUAAUCGAGCCAAUUGCAGGACAGUCGAAAAGGAGAACGGGCAAAACUCGGGCUUCCUUUCGCAGAUCAGCAGCUUGUCCGAUCACUCGAAUCCCACAGGUUCUCCAAUAUGCUCGAUGUUCCCUACCAUCUCGAAAGUCGAUGCUCUGAGCGAAAACUGCAUGCUCAGGAUCAAUCCUGUCCAGUCGAGAUUCUCUCAAAGAGAGGCCCUGAAUCCAGCAGGAAGACUCGGGAGCCUUGCUCAGGCAUGUCCUAGAAAAGAAAGCUCUUCAAACCGCGGCGGCGCCUCCGAACCGACCACGCAGGCUAGGCUUCCCAUGACACUCUAUCAGGGCAUGGAUGUGAGCUUCGGUAACGACCAGCUUUCGAGCUUGGAGAACUUGCUCCGUGCGAACGAGAGCGCGCUAGGACUGAGACUGAGCGGUGGAGCGAUGUGGAGCAACAGGCACGGUUUUUCGGAAUAUCACGUUCCUAACAACUUCCUCGGCCUCAUGCGUCCUAGCUCGGACGGUCGGCUCGCCGCAUUUCAGAGCCCAGAUCCUAAAGGAGGUUGUUAAUUCCCACACGAUGGAAAUUUGUUCUUUCACGAAGCAGAAGUAUUGAUGAAUAACAACUUCAAUCUACAAGUCAAGAGACAUUUGGUUUU
Syzygium oleosum is the source of this 2083-nucleotide messenger RNA. RefSeq lists its product as uncharacterized. NCBI's taxonomy places the organism in Eukaryota, Viridiplantae, Streptophyta, Magnoliopsida, Myrtales, Myrtaceae. The transcript is spliced from 2 exons. The record is from RefSeq and is a predicted model, not a curated record. The coding region runs from base 342 to 1994 and encodes 550 amino acids.